AUGAAGAACAAGAUUUAUUCAGGUGCUUUUCUCUUCAUCUUAAUUAUUCUUGCUACGAAUUGGUUGAGCAUUGAAGCUCAAAAAUGCAAACCUAGUGGCAACAUUAGGGGGAAAAAGCCUCCUCGAGGAAAAUGUAACAAAGGGAAUGACUCCGAGUGCUGCAAAAAAGGCCAGCUUUACCCCAUCUUCAAGUGCUCGCCGCAGGUGUCUAAGCAAACGAAAGCAACCUUGACCAUCAACAGCUUUCAAAAGGGUGGUGAUGGCGGCGGUCCAUCAGCAUGUGAUAAUAAGUACCACUCGGAUAAGACCCCUGUUGUGGCAUUGUCAACGGGGUGGUUCAACAAAAGGAGACGGUGUUUAGGCCAUAUUACCAUCCAUGGUAAUGGAAGGAGUGUCAAAGCGAUGGUUGUCGACGAGUGUGACUCCACCAUAGGAUGUGAUGCCGAGCACGAUUACCAGCCUCCGUGUCCUAACAAUAUUGUUGAUGCCUCUAAAGCUGUUUGGAAGGCCUUGGGAGUGUCAGAAGGUGACCCCAGACGGGGUUUUAUGGAUAUAUUCUGGUCUGAUGCCUAA
Molecule: messenger RNA, 573 nt
Organism: Pyrus x bretschneideri (Chinese white pear)
Lineage: Eukaryota; Viridiplantae; Streptophyta; Magnoliopsida; Rosales; Rosaceae
Product: kiwellin-1-like
Exons: 1
Coding region: 1-573 (190 amino acids)
Source: RefSeq, a predicted model, not a curated record